Humulus lupulus (European hop) is the source of this 366-nucleotide messenger RNA. RefSeq lists its product as uncharacterized. Bases 1 to 366 code for a protein of 121 amino acids. Lineage: Eukaryota; Viridiplantae; Streptophyta; Magnoliopsida; Rosales; Cannabaceae. The record is from RefSeq and is a predicted model, not a curated record. The transcript has a single exon.
AUGUUCUCAGAAACUGGCCCUGAAUUCUCUGAACGUAUCAACCUCGAAGGGAAGAACACCGGUGCGAGGUUUUCGCUGAGUCGAGGCGAUGGAUCUGAGUCCCAUGAAUGUUGUUGCAUUAACAUUUACAUAAACAGCAACAUUCAGGGAGCUACCAACUCUCUUCUGUCUGACAGUAAAGUGGAAAUGAGAGAUCCUGGAGUUCACUUGUUCUUUGAUGGUGUGAAGUUGGGUAAAAAAUCUAAAAGAGCAAACAACAAGAGAAAGGUUCAAGGAAGUACUUCCUCUACCUCUUAUAAUGUAGUGCCUUUAUUUGCUUUUAUAGUCUCCAUUCUCUUAUUGUUCUCAAUGGUCAGGAUUAUAUGA